CCUGUUCCUGUACAGUCACCACCAGCUGCUUUUCGUUUCCUGCUUCCUGGUUUUCAGCCUUCUCUGCAUCCCCGUAAGAUCACACCAGUGCCCCAGGCUGCAAAGGGAAAACAGGACCCUAAAUAGGACGUUUAUAAGACUCCAGGACUAGCGAUUUUCACCACAUACUGAACUCAUCUAACUUAACCUAUAGCAUUGCUAACAAUGGCUGCAAUUACAUCUGUACCACGUGGCAAUAAUUUGUACUGUUAUAAAGGAUUCUGUUUUUUAAAAGACAUGAUGCCACCAGAGUAUAUAGACUCCCUACAGGAUUUUAAAAUAAGAGAUGAUGAUAUUUUCUUGAUUACAUAUCCAAAAUCAGGAACCAUUUGGACUCAGCAAAUAAUAUGUUUAAUAUGCAGUGAAGGGCACCGAAAUGGUACCGAAAAGAUCGACACUUCUGAAAGAAUGAAAUGGUUUGAAUGCCAAACACUAAAUCCAGAUUUGGAUUACAACAAGCUUCCUUCACCUCGUCUGUUUGUAUCCCAUUUGUCAGAAACAUUUGUUCCCCAAGAACUGAAAAGUAAAAAGGGAAAAAUAAUCUACGUGAUGAGGAAUCCAAAGGACGUAAUAAAGUCUGCUUAUCAUUUUGAAAACAUAUUUGUUUCAUCAGAAAAGUCACCAGAUUUCAACCACUUUUUUGAGAAAUUUUUGGAUGGAGAAGUUUUUGCAGGCAAAUGGUUUGAUCACUUACGAGGAUGGAACACUCAUAAAGAUGACUACAAUAUCCUUUUUUUAAAAUAUGAAGACAUGAUACAGGAUCUUCGCUCUUCUGUCAAGCAAAUUUGUACAUUUUUAGGAGUAGAGUUAGAUGACGAAGCAAUGGAUAUUGUUGUCAAAAGAGCAACCUUUAAAGAAAUGAAAAAAGAUGCUCUUGCAAAUAGAGAAAAUUUGCCUGAAAGAAUUAUAAAUCGAAAACUUGGGUCAUUUAUGCGUAAAGGCCAAGUUGGAGACUGGAAAAACAUAUUAACUGUGGCACAGAGUGAACUAAUUGAGAAACUAUUCCAGGAAAAAAUGGGAGAUUUAUCACUAAAUUUCACCUGGGAACUCCCUGAAUAAACAGGAAUAGCAUUCAAUUUUUUGUUCCACUUCAUAUCUCAUGAAAGUAAUAUAAUUGCAUUCAGCUUUGUUUAAUAGUAAUAGUUAGAUGUAUUACGUGUAUCUUAUUUUAUAGAUGUUUAUAAUAAAUCAACAAUUUUUUAUCUGCUCUAUAUAUGA
This is a messenger RNA of Rana temporaria (common frog), 1257 nucleotides long. Its product is annotated as amine sulfotransferase-like. Bases 205 to 1098 code for a protein of 297 amino acids. Gene Ontology annotation, molecular function: sulfotransferase activity. The record is from RefSeq and is a predicted model, not a curated record. Gene Ontology annotation, cellular component: cytoplasm. NCBI's taxonomy places the organism in Eukaryota, Metazoa, Chordata, Amphibia, Anura, Ranidae. The transcript is spliced from 7 exons. Gene Ontology annotation, biological process: sulfation.